Molecule: messenger RNA, 576 nt
Organism: Ruditapes philippinarum (Manila clam)
Lineage: Eukaryota; Metazoa; Mollusca; Bivalvia; Venerida; Veneridae
Product: galectin-9-like
Molecular function (GO): carbohydrate binding
Source: RefSeq, a predicted model, not a curated record
CAGCCAAUAUGAGCCCAACUAUAUCGGAAUGUGCUUUGAUGUCAGGUUUAAUUACGGCAAAGACAAAAACGUUGUUGUAAGGAAUCACAAACAAGGAAAUUGGGGCCAAGAAGAGAGACACUUGCCUUAUUUUCCUUUCAGGCCAAAUCAAAGCUUUGAGAUAAUGAUUUUGGUUGAGCCGCAUUGCUACAAGUAUGCAGUGAACAGUCAACAUUUACUCGAGUUCAAUCAUCGAAUAGCUCAAAUGAACCUGAUCGACACUAUUCGCAUUAACGGUGACGUGAGGCUUACCCAGGUCCUAUUCCAGAGUUAAGAGUGAUCUAUUCCACAUCAGGAUUAUCUGUGACACUUUGCGAUACAUUUCUGUUUUAUAAUGCGUUUCAUUAGCUUAUUGUUUAGAAUAUGAGUUUUUUUUAUACAUUCAUAGAUACUUGGUUUAAUUUUAUAUCAUCGAUUAGAUUUUGGAAUAAACAUUCAAAAUAUUUACAGUUUUCUCCGAUGCAUUACACUGAAUAAUUACAGGGCAACAAAAACAAAUUUUGAUUUUUCAACUUAUUCUCUUCGUUGAAUGAUAUA